AUGUCAUCUAAGGGAAGGCAGUUGUCUGUGCUGAUUGCGGGGGCAACGGGAAGUACCGGUAGUGAACUCGUUACUCGUCUCGUAUCACAUCCAGACGUGGCACGAGUUGUGGCACUUUCACGCAAACCAAUUCCCGUCAAUCGCUGGCGUAAAGAGUUUCCACAUAUUCACACUGGUGAUGCGUUGAGUUGUCUCUCUGUUAUUUCAGUAGAUUGGGAUAAAAUCGCCGCAGAUGCCUCUCGUCUACCGGCGUCUUAUUUACGUGAUGGACAGUGGGCGGGUGAGCCUAUAAGUGAAGUUCCAACGUGGCUUAACACGUGGAAAAAGAUUCGAACUUCCAUGGGCGUUCAUUUAGGCAAAACAGGCGAUGUGGGAAAUGUGGACUCGGAGAGGAAUGGGAAGAAGAAGAAAAUGAUGAUGAAAGGUGUAUCUACUUCUCACAGUAAUGAUAUUCAUGGGAAAAUGCUUAGUAACUUGAAUGGCAACAGUAAUAACAAGAACAAGAACAAGAAUGGUAGUAGUUCUAGUAGUGUAAAUAAUAACGAUACUAACACAAGUGGAGGUAUCAGUAGUAAUAGUGGUAUGAAUAGUACUACUAAUGGUAGUGUUACUGGGUAUGUAAAGGUAGUGGGUGAUCCAUCUGUGAGUGCGGAUGCACAGAAGGCCUUUCUCGAUGAAUUACUGCAGACAACAUUCUACAAAACUGUCUUUAGUGGUCAUCAUGUAGCUAUUAACUGUCUGGGUUCCCGGAAAUUCUUUACACGGGCUGCUGUAGAUGCUGUAGAUCAUCAAUAUGCUAUUGCAUUUGCCAAGAUGGUCCGUCUUUUCAAUUGUAUGGUCCAUGCAGAUCCAACUUGGGAAGAGGAGAUAUUAAUGGAGAAUCAUUGCAAGAAGUUGGAUAGUGUACAUUGGGGGGAAAUAUACGCCGCCUGUUGUGGUCGUCUCCCCCACGACUCUCCUCUACACACAGCCACCGAUAUAUGGAAUGAUAACAGUAAUAAUAAUAAUAAUAAUAAUAAUAAUAAUAAUAAUAAUAAUAAUAAUAAUAAUAAUAGUGGUCAUCAUCACAGUGCGGCAGUUCCACUUUGGCCUGAACAACCACCACAGCGAGGGGGUGAGGGCACACUGCAGCAAUUCACGCAAGUGAGUGUAAUGGGAAGUAGUAUGUGGAGUCCACUGCCGUACUUCCGUGCUCACGGGGAGUGUGAUGUGGAGUUGCUCAAACUCUUCAAUCGACACGACGGCGAGGGUGAAGAGGAAGGCGAUGGAGAUGAUAACAGGCGUAAACUCUCCUCAUAUGCGAAGAAGCAGAUAAAGAACAGUCAUCACAAUAGCGGUAAUAGUACUAGUGAUAGUGAUAAUGAUAAUAAUAAUAAUAACAAUAAUGAUGAUGAUGAGAUCCACAAUGAGGCGGAUGUACAACAGCGGGCGGACAUGCUGCUGCACAGCAAUGCUGUGCGGGUGUGGAAUAACACACAUGUUACCAUCUGGCGCCCGGGACUAUUGCAGCGUGAUCAUCAGCGACUGCUGGAAAGACUGUUUGGUCUAUUUUUCACGGAGGUGGAUGUACGAUACUUUGCGGAGGUGAUUGUGGAUGAUAUUCUCAGUUCUGUGGAGGACGAACGCGGGUUUGAUGAAGUCGGAUCUUUGAAGAUUGUGGGAGGAAACAGUGUAGCCGUGCGUGUGAGGAUGAAGCGGUUAGAGACAGAGUUAAACAGACGCGAUACCCGCACAUUGGGCACAUCCACCGAUAAUGAAGAGGAAAGCGAGGAACAGGGGGUAACAGGUAAAUAG
Trypanosoma theileri is the source of this 1794-nucleotide messenger RNA. RefSeq lists its product as uncharacterized. The coding region runs from base 1 to 1794 and encodes 597 amino acids. The record is from RefSeq and is a predicted model, not a curated record. Gene Ontology annotation, cellular component: cytoplasm. Gene Ontology annotation, biological process: import into nucleus. NCBI's taxonomy places the organism in Eukaryota, Euglenozoa, Kinetoplastea, Trypanosomatida, Trypanosomatidae. The transcript has a single exon.